Cadophora gregata is the source of this 1083-nucleotide messenger RNA. RefSeq lists its product as uncharacterized. Gene Ontology annotation, cellular component: nuclear exosome (RNase complex); cytoplasmic exosome (RNase complex). NCBI's taxonomy places the organism in Eukaryota, Fungi, Ascomycota, Leotiomycetes, Helotiales, Ploettnerulaceae. The transcript is spliced from 2 exons. Gene Ontology annotation, biological process: nuclear polyadenylation-dependent mRNA catabolic process; U4 snRNA 3'-end processing; nuclear mRNA surveillance. The record is from RefSeq and is a predicted model, not a curated record. The coding region runs from base 1 to 1083 and encodes 360 amino acids.
AUGGCACCCUCACCGACGCAGCAAAUCCUGCUCAGUCCAGCAGAGCUCUCCUACCUCCACAGCUCCCUCUCCCUCACCCCACCAAUCCGCCCCGACAGCCGCGCACCUUCUCAAUUCCGGCCGCUAAUCGCAGAAAGCAAUAUCCUGCCAGGUACCAAUGGUAGUGCGCGGAUAUGUUUCGCGGACGGCACGGAGGCAAUUGUUGGUAUUAAGGCUGAAGUCGAGAGGUCUCGUCCGAGCUAUAGUAUUGUUGGUGAGGAGGUGGAUGGUGAAGGCGGGAAGGAAGGAGAGAAGGGCUUGAAUGAGUGGGUGGAGAUUGCGGUCGAGAUUCCGGGAUUUAGGGAUGAUGAUUCGAUGCCGGUAUUUCUGAGUGCGUUGCUUGGGGAGGCGCUAUUGGCGGAUGGGGGGUUUACGAAGAGGCUGUGGAUCAAUGAGAGGUUUCAUUGGAAGUUGUACCUGGAUAUCUUACUGCUAUCACAGCCGCUAUCCUAUCCUCUUCCAUUACUUUCACUUACUACCCACUUGGCACUGCUCUCUACCAGACUCCCGAAACUGAAGUCGGAAGGCGAUGAGGAUCCGCUGUUCGACGAUGACUGGGAUGCUUCCGUCUAUGUGUAUCCUCGGGAUUCACAAGCUGUACAUGCUCGGCCGCCGGUUACGCUACUUGUCAUGGCUGUGAAAGACAACAUCAUAUUUGAUCCGAGUAAAGAGGAGCUUGCAGUUGCAGAGGUGGUUCUGGCUGUAUCCGUUGGAGAAAGGUCACAGGGUCGGGGUGGAAGUGGCAUGGAUAUAGACGGAAAGGCGAGGGAUUUGAGAUUAUUGUCGGUUCGGACCAUUGACCCACCAUCGAGGCUGACGGCUCCUGGUGUGCCCAAUGCCUUGAAUACGGCUACAGGAGGAGCUGCGGCCAUGACAGAGCAAGCUGCGAGUCAGAGGGAGACGAUGGAGGAUGAGGGAGUAUGGCAACCACCUAGAGGAGGUGCAAAGAGGAAGUUAAUAGCUGCUAUGAUCCAGAAAGUACUAGAACAUGGAGGGGUAGCUGAAGAGGUAUUAGACGGCCUUGAUGCCGUUGAGUUGGGUUAG